Messenger RNA from Medicago truncatula (barrel medic), 3659 nucleotides. Its product is annotated as peptidyl-prolyl cis-trans isomerase FKBP62. Lineage: Eukaryota; Viridiplantae; Streptophyta; Magnoliopsida; Fabales; Fabaceae. The transcript has 11 exons. Gene Ontology annotation, biological process: protein peptidyl-prolyl isomerization. Gene Ontology annotation, molecular function: peptidyl-prolyl cis-trans isomerase activity. Gene Ontology annotation, cellular component: cytoplasm. The coding region runs from base 96 to 1367 and encodes 423 amino acids. The record is from RefSeq and is a predicted model, not a curated record.
GAAAUAGUAAUAAAUACUUGUGAAAUAGAGGGGGAGAAGUAUCUAGAAGCUGGAAACUACGCACUCACUCAAUUCUCUCGAUCACUCAUCUCCGCAUGCAUUCUCUCAUGGACGAAGACGGCGAUAAUCCAAUCCCCAACCUUGACGACGAAGUUCACGUUCAUUUUACUGGAACGUUGUUGCUUGAUGGUAAGAAGUUUGACUCUAGCAGCGACAGAGGAACAAGUACCUUCAGUUUCACGCUUGGACGAGGGCAAGUUAUUAAAGGUUGGGGUGAGGGUAUGAGAACAAUGAGAAAAGGUGAAAAGGCCCUUUUCACUAUUCCACCUGAGUUAGCUUAUGGUAAAUCUGGUCUUCCUCCAAAUAUUCCUCCUAAUGCCACUCUACAAUACGAUGUUGAGCUACUGUCUUCGACCAGUUCAAAAGAUAUAUGUGAUAUAUGUAUGGAUGGAGGAUUGUUUAAGGAGAUACUCGAUGAGGGGGAGAAAUGGGAAAACCCCAAGGAUCUUGAUGAAGUGUUAGUUAAGUAUGAAGCGCAUCUUGAUGAUGGAACACUAGUAGCAAAAUCUGAUGGAGUGGAGUUCACAGUGAAGGAGGGUUUUUUUUGUCUUGCAUUGUCAAAGGCUGUUAAGACUAUGAAGAAGGGAGAGAAUGUAGCAUUGACUGUGAAGCCACAGUAUGGAUUUGGUGUGAAGGGCAAACCAGCUCAUGGUGAUGAAAUUGCAGUUCCACCUAAUGCAACAUUGAAGAUUAACCUUGAGUUGGUUUCUUGGAAGACUGUUUUUGAAGUAACCGAUGACAAGAAGGUUAUCAAAAAGAUUCUCAAGGAAGGCGAAGGAUACAAGUGUCCAAAAGAUGGAGCUGCUGUAAAAUUGAAACUUAUUGGUAAGUUGCAAGAUGACACUGUAUUUUUGAAGAAGGGCCAUGGCGAUGAAUUCACAACAGAUGAAGAGCAAGUGAUUGAUGGGCUCGAUAAAGCUGUAAUGACCAUGAAGAAGGGUGAGGUAGCAUUGUUGACUAUUGCACCCGAGUAUGCUUUUGGUUCAUCUGAGUCUCAGCAGGAAUUGGCAGUGGUCCCUCCUAAUUCAACCUUGUAUUAUGAGGUUGAGUUAGUAUCGUUCAUAAAGUGUUUUCAGGACAUUCUUUCUGGGGAUAUUGGUUUUACUGUACAUACUACGGAAGAGAGUCAAAACGGCAACUUCGAUUCGAUUUUGAUGUCUAGUACUACAGUUCACCCACGCUAUAGUCACCUAAAUCUUGAAGAAAAAGGCAUGCACUACAAUGGCGAUGCUAGUCAUGUUUUGACUCUUGCCACAACCUUUAGACUUGUUCUUUUUUGUAGGCUUAUUGUCCAUGUAAUCAUCUAACAAUAGAUGCACAAGCUACAUAAUACAAAAAAUCAAUAAAAACUCCAUAUUAAGUAAAUCGUAUGUAUUUUUCACAAAAAAAUAAAAUAGAGUAAAAGCAAAAUAUAUUUACCUGAAGAAAUGUGCUGUGACAAAUACUUGUAACAUGACAAAUCCAAUUUUCUCCUGAAACUCUAACUCAAGAUCUAGGCUACGAGAAUCGACCUUUCUAGCCGCACCAGAGUCAUCAUACCUCAAAUCAGCAGAUUGAACAAAUAUAGCCGCAACGUCAUCUUUCAUCUGAAACUUCCCAUCCUCAUGUGUAACAACACAUUCAGAUUUCCUUUUCUUUGUGUAGGUUAAUUUAUACCCCGUUUGUAUCAUAUCUAAGAUUAUAGAAGAUAUCCAGUCACCAUCUGUUCUAUAAAAGGUGUUCACCAACUUAACAUUAAUUUCCUCUUCUGCUACUGAAAAGUUUUUGAGUAAUGAUUGUGAAGCUAUGUAAAUUUUAUCCUUCAGAAGAGUACAUAAACUGCACAAAAAAUCAUAAAAACAUGAGUGCAAUGUCUGGCUUCUGUUGUCUUCUGUUGGUUCAGGUUCUACACUUAUGGAAGCCAGACAUUGCACUCAUGUUUUUAUGAUUUUUUGUGCAGUUUAUGUACUCUUCUGAAGGAUAAAAUUUACAUAGCUUCACAAUCAUUACUCAAAAACUUUUUAGUAGCAGAAAAGGAACUUAAUGCUAAGUUGGUGAACACCUUUUAUAGAUCAGAUGGUGACUGAAUAUCUUUUGUAAUCUUAGAUAUGAAACACUCGGGGUAUAUUUAUACCCUGCACAAAGAAAAGGAAAUCUGAAUGUGUUGUUACACAUGAGGAUGGGAAGUUUCAGAUGAAAGAUGACGUUGCGGCUAUAUUUGUUCAAUCUGCUGAUUUGAGAUAUGAUGACUCUGGUGCGGCUAGAAAGGUCGAUUCUCGUAGCCUAGAUCUUGAGUUAGAGUUUCAGGAGAAAAUUGGAUUUGUCAUGUUACAAGUAUUUGUCACAACACAUUUCUUCAGGUAAAUAUAUUUUGCUUUUACUCUAUUUUAUUUUUUUGUGAAAAAUAUAUACGAUUUACUUAAUAUGGAGUUUUUAUUGAUUUUUUGUAUUAUGUAGCUUGUGCGUCCUAUUGUUAGAUGGUUACAUGGACAAUAAGCCUACAAAAAAGAACAAGUCUAAAGGCUGUGGCAAGAGUAAAGGGAUGCAGUCCCAAACAAGGGUGCAGCCAGAAAAAGGGGAGGAGACUGCAGUGAAAGAUGAGCAGGAAACUGUAGUGGAAGAUGAGCAGGAGACUGUAGUGGAAGAUGUGCCGGAGAUUGUAGUGAAAAAGGAGCAAGAGACUGUAAUGAAAGAGGAGCAAGAAAAUACUUUCAAUAAUCUUUCUGAGUUGAUCAGUCAGAGAGUUUCUGAAGCUAUAAAUAAGAGUCUGAAUUCACACAAACAGCUUGUCUCUGACUUUGAUGAGCAUAUUGAAACCAUUCUUAGUGAAUGCGAGCAUACUUAUGACGCUUUCCUUUUGACACAAAUGCGGUAUGAGAUUUACAACCAAGCAGCAAGGAAUGUCGCUGAAUUGUAUGAAAAUAACUUCUAUGAAAAACACCAGCAUUUUGAUUUUAAUUUGGAUGCCUGGACGAAUGUCGGCAAGGUAAGUCAUAUGUGAAGAGGUAUCAAAAAUCAGACGAGGAGGCGAAUUUUUUUGGCAAUAUUGGUGAAAGGUUGGCCAGAGACUACUUAUCUAAUAAAUACAAUGACAAAGUAAAGGGUCAUGAUAUCCGUUGGCUUAAUGAAGUGUCCGAGUCCCAUGGACCAUAUGAUUUAGCCCUUUUCAAAGAAAAAGACAUACUUCAUUACUUUGAGGAGGUAAAAAUCACUGAUAUUCCCGAAAAAUUCUGGUUCAAAAUGACUCCUAACGAAAUUGACUUGGCCUCAAAAAGUGGUGAUUUUUACAGUGUGGUAUUCCUUAAGGUUAGACCUGAUUAUAGUGUUGAUAUAUUCGAAAUAAAAAAUCCACUGUCAAAGCAGAGUGAGAUGCAAGCAAUCUUAAGGGCCAGGAAAGAAGCAAAGGGACUGCAGUGUGUGCUUUGAUGACAGCCGACGAAGUUAAUGAUAUAUUGAAACCCUUGAAACUGCAUUUGUCAAGGGGAAGUGAGAAAGUUUAGGGUGGGUGGGGAUUCUGUAUUGAAAUGUUUUAUCUUGAUGAAUGAUGAUGAAUAUUCCUGUAUUGAGAGUAAUGACAUGAUGAUGAUGAAUGAGUACUUUUUAAUAUAUGUUUGUCUUAA